Molecule: messenger RNA, 1302 nt
Organism: Medicago truncatula (barrel medic)
Lineage: Eukaryota; Viridiplantae; Streptophyta; Magnoliopsida; Fabales; Fabaceae
Product: frataxin, mitochondrial
Exons: 7
Coding region: 277-879 (200 amino acids)
Biological process (GO): iron incorporation into metallo-sulfur cluster; intracellular iron ion homeostasis
Cellular component (GO): mitochondrion
Molecular function (GO): ferrous iron binding; 2 iron, 2 sulfur cluster binding; ferric iron binding
Source: RefSeq, a predicted model, not a curated record
AUUUUAAUAACUAUGAGAUUAUUUCAAAACAAAAAUUAAGCAGCAACAAGUAUUUCAAUUCUUCUGAUGUGAAUCAUAUUAUCUCAGUUCUUCUCCUCUUCUCACUGACGACUCACUCGCCUCACCCUAACGUCUGUAUUAUCUCGUCUCUCUCACCUCUUGUUGUUAGAUAAGCUAAGGCCAAAACUCUGUCUUCCAACUUCGUCUUCUUCUUUCCGCAACGAAACGUUACGAUGAACAUGCUGGAUUGUUCUCGAAUCUAAAAGGAACCAAGCCAUGGCCUCCAAGCUGCUUUUGCAGAGAAGGCUCUUCAGGUUCUUGCGACAGUCACAACAAUCCUCAUACUCCUUUUCUUCUUCAUCUUCCAUUCAACGAUCCUCGUUCCAUUCUGCGAAACAAACAGAAAUAUCGGGUUUCUCAACUUUCUCUAGAAGCUUCUGCUCUCGAAAGUCCAGUCUUGUUGAUGAAUCUAAUGCCCCCGCACCUAUUGAUUACACGAGGGUGAAUUCCAUAGACUGGCCGAGUCCACAAUACAUAGCCUUCAAGAGAAAUUUGAGGUAUCUAUUCUCUAGCACUCCUGGAAACAGCCUCUUGUGUAAAACAGGGGACUAUGGAGACUUUAUCGACCUUGAUGGAUUUGACAUAGACUAUGCGAAUGAUGUUUUGACUGUCAAACUUGGGGAGUUGGGCACCUAUGUAUUGAACAAACAAACACCAAACAGACAACUUUGGCUUUCUUCACCAGUGAGUGGUCCGUCUAGGUUUGAUUGGGAUCAGGUUACUAAAGCUUGGAUAUAUAGGCGGAACAAAGCAAAUUUAUACAAAAUCUUAGAAGAUGAGUUGGAGCAGUUGUGUGGCAAACCUAUUGUUCUUUCCUAAGCUGUUGAGAAUGUGGUACUUAAUCUUGAUUUAAAAUUUAAAAAUGGGAAAUCAUUGGACAUUGUUGAUGAUCCUUUGGCAUUCAGGUGUACUCAGUAAGCAGAUUUUGUUCCUUUGCCACCUUUUACUCUGUAAACUAUACCAGUUCUUUCACAAUCAUGACGUGAUUGUAUCUUCUGAAUAAUCAGCUCUAUAUAGAACUCAUGUGGUUGACAUUAGUUUACUCUUCUGAAGAAUUACAAUUGUAAUGGGCAUUAUUGUUGGUUACUACUGGUGAGCUAGAGCAACUCAAAUGGUGAUCUUUAUCAAAGGUUGUUUUGCGGGUCCUCUAACCACAUCAUCUUGAAGCAACUAUUUUUUUUCAUUUGUUCCAAUGAUAAAACACUAAAGAACUGAUAUUAGAACAACAACUUUAUCACCCAA